This is a messenger RNA of Eremothecium gossypii ATCC 10895, 627 nucleotides long. It is a transcript of the gene YPT7, whose product is annotated as Rab family GTPase YPT7. The coding region runs from base 1 to 627 and encodes 208 amino acids. The transcript has a single exon. The record is from RefSeq and is marked provisional. NCBI's taxonomy places the organism in Eukaryota, Fungi, Ascomycota, Saccharomycetes, Saccharomycetales, Saccharomycetaceae. Gene Ontology annotation, biological process: regulation of vacuole fusion, non-autophagic. Gene Ontology annotation, cellular component: late endosome; phagocytic vesicle; fungal-type vacuole membrane. Gene Ontology annotation, molecular function: GTP binding; GTPase activity.
AUGUCAUCUAGAAAGAAGAACAUUCUAAAAGUUAUCAUUUUGGGUGAUUCCGGGGUGGGCAAGACAUCCUUGAUGCACCGUUAUGUGAAUGAUAAGUACAGCCAGCAGUAUAAGGCAACAAUUGGCGCCGACUUCUUGACCAAGGAGGUGACGGUGGACGGCGACAAGGUGGCCACGAUGCAAGUUUGGGAUACUGCUGGUCAGGAGAGGUUCCAGUCUUUAGGCGUAGCCUUCUAUCGAGGGGCCGACUGCUGUGUGCUAGUUUAUGACGUAACCAAUGCGAAGUCUUUUGAAAACGUCAAAUCCUGGCGUGAUGAGUUCUUGGUGCACGCCAACGUGCCAUCGCCUGAGUCUUUCCCCUUCGUGAUCUUGGGCAACAAGAUCGACGUGGAGGAGUCCAAAAAGGUGGUCACCACUCGCACCUCCCAGGAGUUGGCGAAGUCUUUGGGCAACAUUCCAUUCUUCCUUACCAGCGCGAAGAACGCCAUCAACGUCGACGACGCUUUCGAGGAGAUCGCCCGCAGUGCUCUACAGCAAAGCCAGGCGGACGCAGGCGCGUACGAAGAUGAUUUCAACGACGCCAUCAAUAUCCAGUUGGACGGGGAGCCCAGCUCAUGUAAUUGUUGA